AUGUCGGUUGCGACUGCUGAUUUGGCUGUUAUUGAACAAGCGAGGACUGGACUGGACCCAUCUGGUGAGAAGAUCGAUGUUGAUACUUUGGAUCAAGUUGUGAUGAUCAUGAACAAAGGAGUGGGAGAGAACCAGCGAGCGGCUUCAGAACUUCUCAGUGCCUUCAAGACCGAUGCACGGUCUUGGACUAAAGUUGACGCUAUUCUGGAGUACUCGAAGCAUGUCGAAACGAAGUACUUCGGACUUCAGAUUCUGGAACAGCUCAUUCAGACCAGAUGGAAGAGUUUGCCAAGGGAUCAGUGUGAAGGAAUCAAGGGCUACAUCGUGUCGAAGAUUUUGGAGAUUAGCUCAAACGAAAUUACUGAUGAUGGUCUUCGUCUGUUACUCCAGAAGUUUAACCUGGUGUUAGUUCAAGUAAGUAUUAUCUGAUUACUUCUCCUAUCGUUUUUUCUUAAAAAUUCAUACAUUUUAGGUCUUUUUUAUGAUUUUGUAAUAUUUAUUUUCUUUUCUGCUUUCAGAUUGUAAAGUUUGAAUGGCCAAGGCACUGGCCCAGCUUUAUCAUGGAUAUUGUGGGAUCGUCGAGGAACUCUCAAUACAUUUGCAUGAAUAACAUGGAGAUUCUACGUUUGCUCAGCGAAGAAGUAUUCGACUUUGACACAAACUUGACCACUUCAAAGGCCGCCUUCCUUAAACAGGAGUUUUGUUCACAGUUCCAAGCUGUUCACAACCUGUGUCUGGAGAUCCUACAGUCUUCAGACAACGCCGAUCUUGUCUACUCAACGUUGAGGACGCUGCAUGGAUUCUUAUCAUGGGCUCCGGUUGGAUUUAUCUUCGAGAACAGCUUGAUUGAGCUCAUAACUGGAAGAGUAAGUUUUUUUUGAAGUAAAUUUGAGUAGCUUUAGAUUUAAUGUUUUUAUAUGCGAUUACUCUUUGUAUAUGCGUUUUUGAUGGGAUUAUUUUCAGUUUAUGCCGUUCCCAACGUUCCGAUCGUUAUGUGUCCAGUGUUUGAUUGAAAUAUCUGGAAUCGACAUUUCUUCGGAUCCCAAGUAUGGUGUGAGGUUGGAUGUUAUGUUCAAGAACGUGAUGAGUGUAUUGUCAGAUCAGAUUCCAAUCGAAACAGACAUCGCCGAGUCUUAUGCUCGCGGUCAGAAUGCGGACCAACAGCUGAUCUCCAACUUGUCCCUCUUUUUGGCAACGUACUUGAGAAAACACUCGUCCAUCUGCGAGAUCUUGGAGGCUUCACCUGUCGAUUCUAGAGCCGAGACUAAGGCGGCGCACGCUUUGGCGUUGAAGUAAGCUUUUCAUGUUUAUUUUUGUUUUUAGGCGCAUGAAUGUUACUGUAAAGAUAUUAUAUCACAUAAUGUUUGUUUUUUUAAAAUAUACUUAUUUUUUGUUUUAGGUAUUUGUUAAAGAUCAGUGAAGUCGAAGACACUGAAGUGUUUAAGAUUACGCUGGACUAUUGGAACUGGUUGUGUGCCGAACUCUUCAGAGAAUCUCCUUUCGAAGCCAUGCAAGCCAGCCUUCUGGACGCACUGAGAGUGAUGAGGGACAACUCCAAUGAGAACCCGCGACGUCAACUGUAUUCCGGAGUUCUGUCUGACCUCAGGAUGUUGAUGAUAUCGAGAAUGGCCAAGCCAGAAGAAGUGAUUGUAGUUGUUAACGAGAACAAUGAAGCCGUCAGAGAACUGGUCAAGGAUACGGACUCAAUUGUGUUGUACAAGACGAUGAGAGAAACGCUGGUAUUCUUGACUCAUUUGGACUACAGAGACACGGAAAACAAGAUGAUAGAGAAGUUACAUCAACAAGUAAAUGGUAACGAAUUUUCGUGGAAGAAUCUCAAUACAUUGUGCUGGGCCAUUGGAAGUAUCUCUGGAGCGAUGCGUGAGGAAGAUGAGCGUCGGUUCUUGGUCACAGUUAUCAGAGAUUUACUCGGCUUGUGCGAACAGAAAAGAGGCAAGAACAACAAGGCGGUGAUCGCAUCUAACAUAAUGUACGUUGUUGGACAGUACCCGAGAUUCCUCAGAGCGCACUGGAGGUUCUUGAAGACCGUCAUCAAUAAAUUGUUUGAAUUUAUGCACGAGUCUCACGAAGGCGUUCAGGUAGGUCUUUCUUUUAGUUUUUUUUUUCAUCUAAUUCAAUUUAAAUAGAAAAAUCUUGGGUUUUCAAACUUAUAAAACGAUUUUUUCAGGACAUGGCCUGUGACACAUUCAUUAAGAUUGUGGUCAAAUGCCGAACCCACUUCACAUGCGUUCAAAGCGGGGAGAACCAAGCUUUUGUGGAUGAAAUCUUGAUGAAUUUGAAUACCAUCAUCUGUGAUCUGUCCCAGCCUCAGGUCCAUGUUUUCUACGAAGCUAUGGGACAUAUCAUCUGCAGCGAAUCCGACGAGCAGAACCAGAUCAGACUGAUCGAAAGUCUGAUGUCAGUACCGAACAGGAUCUGGGCCGAGAUUGUGGAGACAUCCAAUGCCAACCCUCAACUUUUGUACGAUCAAGACCUUCUCCGCAACCUGAUUCAUAUUCUGAAGUCGAAUGUGGCGGCGUGCAAGUCGAUCGGCGCUCCAUUCUUCUCUCAAAUGAACCAGAUAUUCAUGGAGGUGGUCUCCAUGUACAAACUCAUCUCCACCACCAUCUGUGGCCUGGUCCAGGAACAAGGACCAGAAGUCUUGAAGCAGCCGAUCGUGAAGCUGAUGAGAGCAGUUAAAAGAGAGUCUCUCACUUUGACGUCUACGUGGAUUGCUCGAACCAACGUCUGUAGAAUCGAAGACCUGAGGAAGCUGGCUUCUGCCAAUGGUCAAGACAUUAUGAAGAGGAUGUGUGAUCUUGUGGUACCAGCCAUCUUCGAAGUUGUUUUGGAAGAUUAUAAGAACGGUGUUCCGGACUCAAGGGAACCAAAAGUUUUGUCGUUGUUGUCGAUCACCAUCGUUGUUUUCAACGUAAGUUUUGUUGUCUACUUAUUUUUAUUGUUUGUUUUACUGGGUAAUUGGAGUAUACAUGUUUUUGUGAUUUCAGGACAAGUUCGCGGGCUAUUUGGAGAAAAUGAUGGAGAUUGUGUUUGUGCCCACUUUGGAAAUGAUUCAGGCGGAGACCUCACAUUACCCUGAACAUCGUGUCAACUUCUUCCAGAUGAUUCAGUCUGCUACGACUUCGUGCUUCGACAUCGUGAUCCAAUUACCAGAGAAAAUGCUGGGUCUUAUUGUGCAGUCCUUGCUUUGGGCCCUUCAACAUACCAUCAGAACCGUAGCCGAGAUUGGCAUCCAAAUGAUCACGGAGUUCGUCAAACGUCUCCGAGAAUACCCCAACAACAGCGUUAGACAACAAUUCUACAGCAGGUAUUUCAUGGAGAUGUUGAACCACGUGAUGGGAGUAGUCACCGACCAUAAUCAAGUUCAAUUUGUCGGCCUGGCCAACCUUUCCGAAGCCGUUUGUCAGUUGUUCAUAUGUGCAGAGAGCGACAUCAAAGUAAACCUAUCAGAAUCUCAGAACAAUGUCGAAUACGUGGCCGAUAGCAUGGCCCAGAUCUUACAAACUCACUUCAGCAACUUAAAUGCGUAAGUGUUACUUGAGUAUUAUUUUUUCUAUAAUGUUAGGUAUUGAAUAAUGUAUCGCAUACUGUAUUUAUGUUUUAGGGACCAAGUUCGUGUAGCCAUCAAGGGAUUCUUUUCCUACAAUCGUGUCCAGACCAAGAUGCGAGACCAUAUCAGAGACUUUUUGAUUCAGAUCAAGGUAAGCUGACACUUUGACAACUGAUAUUUGCUGUUUAGGAAGAUGCUGGAGCUGACACAGCUGAUCUGUUCUUGGAAGACAAAGAGAAGGAAAUACAGAGAAUGCAGCAGGAGAAGAAUAUGGUGCCCGGAAUCCAGAACCCGCACGAAGUGGACGAAGAAAUGGCCUGA
This is a messenger RNA of Bursaphelenchus okinawaensis, 3892 nucleotides long. The record is from the annotation of a GenBank genome assembly. Lineage: Eukaryota; Metazoa; Nematoda; Chromadorea; Rhabditida; Aphelenchoididae.